AAAUGGCACAUUUGUUUAAAAAAAACAGCGCUACCUCAAUCUUUGCCCUGCUGGCCUAGCACAUGCCUUCCGGCUGGUCGACGUCCGGGACUUUAUUUUUGGGCGAGCGGCUUCUGUACUAGCUAGCCUCCAGCGCGCGAUCGCGGAUCAGUGCUAGCCAUUCAUUUCAAGUUCAACACUGUCACUGUCUGACUGUUUAAAAUGGCUUCAGAAGUUGUUUUUAGCAAGUUGCCCGUUGUAACUAUUUUCACAAAGUACGCAGAAGGCCUAGGUGGGGGCCUUCUUGAGACUUGGAAAAAGCGAUUGGGUAACGUCCCGUAUAACUUUUUACAAGUAUUGGACCACCAAAAAGCAGAGGAGACCGUCGCACAGCUUCAAGAAGCAGAGAUUUUAUUGACCGACCCUGACCUCAUCGGCAGCUUUUUCCAUCAGUUGCCUAAAACAAAAUGGGUACAGAGUACAUGGGCAGGUAUCGACAGCAUUUUAAAGGAAGUUAACCCUAAGGACAUACCUCCGCCCUUCAUGUUUACGAGAUUAGGUGUUGGAUUGAGGACUAGCAUGGCUGAGUAUGUGAUUGGUCAGAUGAUUGCACAUGAACGGCAUUUUUAUGAAAUGAAGAAGUGUCAGGAACAGAAAGAAUGGAAAAGUAGAAACUAUCGUGUUUUGGGACACCUCACUCUCGGAAUAAUAGGUUUGGGAGACAUUGGAGAAGAAAUUGCACGGCUCUGCAAGGCCUUCGGAAUGAGAAUAUGGGGAUUAGGCAGAAGAGACCUACGACCGGAAGAGAGAUCCAAAAAUGUGGAUGAAUACAGGCCAUUGUCAGGCUUGGCUGAGCUUCUCGCUGAUUGUGACUACAUCUGCAAUGUGCUGCCUCAAACACCAGCAACGGAUGACCUGCUCUCAGGUGACGUCCUGUCCAGCUGCACCAAGCAACCUGUCUUCAUCAACGUCGGACGGGGUAACGUCAUCAGUGAUGACACAGUUCUCAAUGCGCUAGACAAAGGAUGGAUCUCUCAUGCAAUACUCGACGUCUUCCGAACUGAGCCGCUGCCGGCCAGCAGUCCACUAUGGUCUUCCCCCAAGGUGACUGUUACAGGACACACUGCAGCCAAUACUCAUCCCGGUGCGAUUAUUGACAUCAUGGAAGUGAACUACGAUAGGUACAUCAACGGGAAACCUUUGCAAUACCAGGUAGACUGGAAGCUUGGGUAUUGACUGAUGUUUCUUCAAGCACACUGACUACAAUCACCAGAAGAUCUGACCAGUUGAUUCUACGAACACUGCAAUUGAUUCCUCUUAUUACCAAUGAAAUUAGAGCAAGAAUUUUUGCAUGAACAUUAAGGCUGGUAUAGGUACGUCACUUUUUAUCAAUCAAAUUUCAAGUGCCAAAAGGUUACUUUCUAUGGUUCUUUCAUCUAUUUUCCCUCCUCGACUCUCACUCUUUAUACCCUCCUCCAAUCCUCUCUAAUUACCAGAUACUUACGUCACCCGGAUUCGAACCCGCAAUCCUGUUAUUUAAUCACACCAGCCUUAUCCACUACACUAGUCGAACGAUCUAUGCCAAUGAAGGGACUAUAUUUUAAGUAUAAGGCUAUUGAAUAUUUAAUAAACUAAAUAUUAUUAAAAAAAAUCAAAUAUACAUGAUGACGUAUUGCACCAUCAUUGGUAGCACCAUCACAGGUAGUGCGUUGUCAUCACGUCACGCACACCGCAUGCAUCAAUAACCAAUGCCACAAAUCUUGGCCGCCAGGGUCUGCUGCCUGAUGUGUGCAUCCAAGGUGUGCUCUAAAAAACACGUUUCCGAAUAUGUCUUCACAUUUCCAGAGCUUUCUGGAUUCGUCUUAUGAUGUACUAGUGUGGAAUUCAUCCCGUUUGAUGUGUGAUUAUUCACGAUAUGUCAAUUACUGGUGAAAAAGCAAGCACUUUAACA
Molecule: messenger RNA, 1930 nt
Organism: Patiria miniata (bat star)
Lineage: Eukaryota; Metazoa; Echinodermata; Asteroidea; Valvatida; Asterinidae
Product: glyoxylate/hydroxypyruvate reductase A-like
Exons: 9
Coding region: 202-1215 (337 amino acids)
Molecular function (GO): NAD binding
Source: RefSeq, a predicted model, not a curated record